This is a messenger RNA of Opisthorchis viverrini, 825 nucleotides long. RefSeq lists its product as hypothetical. The coding region runs from base 1 to 825 and encodes 274 amino acids. The record is from RefSeq and is a predicted model, not a curated record. The transcript has 4 exons. Lineage: Eukaryota; Metazoa; Platyhelminthes; Trematoda; Opisthorchiida; Opisthorchiidae.
AUGCCAAUCGAACUUGCGCCAGAAGCUGUGGAGGCCCCAAGACGUAUUAUUCUACCAAUCGACAACAGUGAACACUCGAAGCGUGCCAUUGACUGGUACUUUGCGAACGUGCAACGUGAAAAUGAUUUUCUGCUAUUUGUACAUGUGGUUGAACCCACAAGAAACAACUCGUCCGUUGGUGUCGCAAUUGAAUCUGCGCCCAGUCUUCUGGGCACUGUAUUGCGGGUGUCGGAGGAGUCUGUAAAAGAGGGGAAACAAAUAUGCCGUGAAGCCAUGCAGAAGGCGAGUGCACAUGACGUAAAAGGGCAGUCCUUUCUUUACGUGGAUACCAAGCCGGCUGCAGCAAUCCUCAGAGCCAUCUCAGAACUCAAAGGUGAUUUGGUCAUUAUCGGAAGUCGAGGAAUCGGAUCGUCUAUUCCCUCGGACGGACAAAGGUUCGAACUAACCGUCGCAGGAGAGCGCAACGCUGUCGUCGAAAACCAAGUGGUCAGUGGUCGUGUACAAUUCUUUGAUUCACAAACUGGCCCAACGUCUAUUCCCUCGGACGGACAAAGGUUCGAACUAACCGUCGCAGGAGAGCGCAACGCUGUCGUCGAAAACCAAGUGGUCAGUGGUCGUGUACAAUUCUUUGAUUCACAAACUGGCCCAACGAGGAAGUUAGCAACAUACGGAGAUUGUGGAGUCGUUUCACCGGAGAGUGUGGAUACAAUCCACCCCAUUGACGCAGUCGCAACUGGCCGCAUGUCGAACGUCGUCGUUGUCACGCCUGUGUGUGUGCUACAUUUGGAUGCGUUGAACCAAUCAAAAGUGGUGGAGCGCAAGUAA